Pyricularia oryzae 70-15 is the source of this 357-nucleotide messenger RNA. RefSeq lists its product as uncharacterized. The record is from RefSeq and is a predicted model, not a curated record. The coding region runs from base 1 to 357 and encodes 118 amino acids. Lineage: Eukaryota; Fungi; Ascomycota; Sordariomycetes; Magnaporthales; Pyriculariaceae. The transcript has a single exon.
AUGACAGCAAGCCAUCUUGUCGUCAACACAGUGUCGUGGAGGGUACUGCUGCGAGGCACGGCUAACCCCGACGACACGACAACGUUCCGUACUUGGUGCAAAUCACAAGCCGAGGAGCUGGGCCAAAAGCCCGAGCCUGAUCCUUCGAGUACCGUGGCCUGGUUCACUACAUUCACACCACUUGAAGCCAUCCAAGACCCAGACCAAAGCAGUCUCCAGAGCUUGUCGAAGCCAGUGGAUCAGAAUCUCGCAAGCAUACCGUUAAACGGCUUCUCUUACUUCACCUCAUUCCAUGUGCCGCUGCCCAUGGAGAUGACCUUCAACUACCUUGGUAGCACAGUACAAGUUGGCUCCUGA